AUGCCGGCUCUACUCGAAAACGAAGCUGCGGGUGAUCCCGCCCCCGCGUCCGAGCUUGAGCUACCUGCCGGCGCCGAGCCCUUCGUCAUUCUUAAGCAAGAUGUCGAGCUCGAGGUCAACUUUCGCGAGAAGAGCAUCAGUGGCGUGUCGACAAUACAUCUCUUCACGUUGAAACCCGACCUGGAAGAGAUCUGCCUCGAUGCGCGGCAGUGCGAAAUAGACGUGAGCAAUAUCACUGUGGAUGGGUUCAAGACGAUGGCCUCCUUCUCGGACCCGUAUGAUCUUGCCAGAACACCACCGAUGUGGACUGUCACCGGUGCCCAGCAUCAUCUCAUCAAGAAGCGCAUGGCGCCAUUGAGACCUGCGCGGCGGCCCGAAGUACCUGCUAAGGAUAGAAUACCACGCCCGUGCUGUGUUCCGGCCGACCGCGCUCUCAAGGUGUGCCUGCGCCCUGACGGUGUCCUCCAAGAUCAGCCCCGGCGCACGCUCAAAAUCAAGCCCAUGAAAACCGAAGAGGAUGCGCAUCUGGAUAGUCCCGAUUCCACCGACUACGAGAAGACUGGGAUUAAGAUCUCCAUUCCUUUUCGGUCCAAAAGCAUCAGGGACGGCGUGCACUUUGUGGGUGUUGACGACGGCGACACGAGGUAUCCCCACGCGUAUACGCGUCACUCGCUCGAGCCGGGCACUGCGUCCUGCAUUUUCCCCUGCGUAGACGACCCGGGAUCGAGACAUCCGUGGAAGCUAUCGAUCAAAUGCCCGCGGACCCUGGGUGACGUGUUCGAGCAGCCCUUGGCCACGCAGCGAGCAUCUGGGUCCACUGCAAACGGAAGCCGGAAGCGGAAGUUCGGAGAGGAGGAGCCUUUGCCUUGGUCCCCGCCAGUUCUGGCGGAGGAGGACAAGGUGAUGGAAAUGACGGUCGUCUGUUCUGGCAAUCUGGCCGGCGAGCAGAUCGAUCCGCUAGACGACAAGAAGAAAAUCAUGAUCUUCGAGUCUCAGCUUUCGGCGGCCCAACAGAUUGCGUUUGCCAUCGGCCCAUUCGAGCACUUCCAGUUGUGGUCCGAGUUCCGCACGGAGGAAGCAGACGAGAAGCUCGGAGCUAAUGCCGCCAAAAUUCACGCGUAUUGCUUGCCCAACCGUGCCGACGAGGUUUUGUAUACCUGCCCCCCGGUUGUACAGGCUGCGGACUUCUUCGCGCCUGAAUUUGGCAGGUAUCCGUAUGAGAGUUACAAGAUGUGUUUCGUCGAGGAUAUGGUCCAGGACACCGUUGGCGCGACCUCGAUGUCGCUCUGCAGCACCAGGCUGCUCUAUCGGGAGGACAUCAUUGACACCGAGAUCGAAGUCACGAGGAAGUUGGUCCACGCCUUGGCCAGCCAGUACUUCGGCGUUCAUAUUGUCCCAAACAAGCGGUCAGACAGUUGGCUCAUUGUCGGCAUCCAGUGGUUCAUGACAGACCUCUUCAUGAGGAGCAUUUGUGGCAACAACUGGUACAGGUUUCACUUGAAGACAUUGUCUGACAAGCUGGUCGAGGUCGACGUUCACCGGCCGUCUCUCUACGACCUUGGCGACCAUCUCCACAUUGGCGACUUCGAGUUGGAGUUUAUGUCCCUGAAGGCACCGCUGGUUCUUUUCAUCCUCGACCAGCGCAUGUCCAAGGUGCCGGGCUCCACGGGCAUCGUCCGCGUCAUCUCCCAGAUCGUUUCAAACUCCAACAUCAAUGCUACGCUUGAGAGCACGUCGCUCUCCGACGCGGAAUUCCGGCGCCUGUGCGAUAAGAAGAGCCAGUACCGGUCUGACGAACUUUGGAACCAGUGGGUGCACGGCGCCGGCUGCCCAAAGAUGCAUAUCAAACAGAAGUUCAAUAAGAAGAACCUGAACGUUGACAUCUCCAUCAACCAGGUGCAGAGCCAAGCCAACGGGCCAAAGACCAUCACCAAGGAGGAAUUCCUCAAGGAGCUCCUCGAAGAAGUGCACGAGGUCUGGGCUGGUACGGUGCCCAAGUUGUUUACCGGUCCUUUCACAGUCCGAGUCCAUGAAGCCGACGGUACACCUUAUGAGCACUACCUCGCUAUCACGGACAAGGACAAGUCAGCGACGACGCUUCAAAUCGCCUACAAUACGAAGUACAAGCGAAUGAAGCGUACGAAGAAGGCUACGGCGGCAGCGGCCGGUCACUCUGCCGAUAAGCACGAUAUCCCAGAGGAUGACGUCGUCUACUUUAACAUGCUUGGCGAUGUGCUCAUGACUCCCAAGGACAUCGAAGACUGGGGCCUCCAGGACUGGGACGAGAAGGUGCAGGCCAACAUGGACCAGGAGUCGUAUGAGUGGAUCCGGCUGGACUGCAAUUUCGAGUGGCUGUGCGAGAUGGUGACUGAUAUGCCCGGCUACAUGUACCUCGCCCAGCUCCAGCAAGACAGAGACGUCGUCGCCCACCAGGAUGCGCUACUCUUCUUCAAGCGCGGGCGGCGGCAUGGUGUCGCCUCCACCAUUGAGACCCGGACGGCGAUGGACCGCCGCUACUACCACGGCAUCCGCACCAUGGCCAUAGACGACCUUCCGAAGCAAGCGCACCCUGAUCUCAACUACAUCGGGAGCGCGCAGCUCAUCUUGCUGUUCCGGCACUUCUUUUGCGGCCGGGUGAUGGGCAAGAACAGCACUCUGUCUUUCCCUCCGCUGCCAAACAAUUUCAUAGAUAGGGCCCAGUACGCAGUCCAGUGCGCUCUUGUCGUCGCCAUCUCGCGCACGAGAGAAAACGGGCGGUGUCCGCGGCACGCACGCCACUUUCUCCUUGACCUGUUGCUGUUUAACGACAACUCACAAAAUCAUUAUUCGGACGAAUUUUACAUCGCCAAAUUGCUCACGGCCUUGACCACUUCGAUUAUUCCCGAGAAGCGGGAGAACGAGAGGGAGAGGGACGUUUCCAUGAACUUCGAGAUGGACGGCGAUGACGACGCCGAACUGAAGCGCUUUGUUGACAAGGCAGUUGAGGAGAUCGACAAGUACCGCCGCAUGGACGAGUGGACCUCGACAUACCAGAAUAUCUGGACGACGACGGCCCUGGAAUGCAAAAUGCGCCUGAUGAAGGCCGGUGUCAUCGGCUUAGAGCCGAUCGAGUUUGUUAGGUACCUCCAAGACGGCAACGCCGACCUCGUAAGGAUCAAGGCGUAUGAGUGUCUCGUCGAGCUUGGGCUGCUCUCCAAGAUCUUCUGCAAAGGCAUUGCGGCCAUUGCUUUGGGUGAGAACAAGGUGGCCCAGCCGGAGCCUGAGGCCGUGGUUGACGACAGCGGUCUGAUCGUCGAGCUGGGUGAGGCGGAGAUUCACCGGCGGAAGCUCGACGCCACGAGGGCCCAAAGCAUCCAGCAAGCGCUUGCAGCGCUGAAAGAGGAAUUGAAGGGCAACACCGAGCUGCAGGAGGCCGUGUGGAAGGCGGUGGAAUCCUCUGUGCUCAGUGUUAAGGAGAAGUUACAGCUGCUGACGAUCUGCUCGGCUAUGUUCGAGCCCGACGACCAGCUGCUCGUGACCUUCAAAUACCCUCUCUACUGGCGCUGCACAAGGGAGCCUGCUGUUGUUGAAGGGAACCCGUCCGCGCCACGAGACCCGCGGCAAAAGAGGCAGUGCCGUGUCAGGUUCUCGCAGCAUUAUCGCACCGAGCCCAAACACAAGAUCAAAAUGGAGCCGGCGCCGGACACGCCAUGGGAGCCCAAGCCCGCCGAGGCGCCGAAGAAGAUCAAACUCAGCACAAAGCUGUCUUUCAGCGGGCCCUCGAACAAUGGCCCGCCUACGCCGGCGCCCCUUGUGCGGAAAGACUCCAUCUCGGUCACGAUGCCUCGACCGGCGGUGCCUGCGGCCGUUCCGAUGGGCCCCUUGGGUCCGUCAGACUCCAUCUCGGUGCAGCCUCUCGCGCGGGUGUCGACGCCUUCGGUGGCAUCUUCGCCACCCCUUGCACCGGCAUAUGGUCAGCAACCCAACGGUGCAGCGACAGUGGCGGAGAAGCGGCCCAAGCCUCCCAAGAAGCGGAAGAGCGACGACGGCGAGGGAGUCGACCGUCCGAAAAAGAUCGCAAAGGUGGCAAAGGCGCAGGUGCAGAACGGCGCAAAUGGCCGGCUGCGGAAGAUGGUCAUCCUUCCGUUCACUGCCUGGGACAGGUUGCCAGCGCACACCAGGGCGGCGAUCGAGACCGAAAGGGCUACCCAGGCUGCUCCUGCUGUCGCGUCAACCAUCGUUGCCACCCCGGCAAAGCGCACCUCCCUGCCCGGUCACGCCGGCACCUCGGCCGCCCGCCCUGAGUCACCCGCGGUGGAUCCACGCCCUCCUUCGGGAGUCAACGGUGUAGACCCGGCCGCCGUCAAGAAGCGCAAGCCCUUGCCGUCGGCUGCGCCUCAUCAUCAGUCGUCGCCGGCGCCGAGUCCCGCUCCGAACGGGGAGCAGCCCGCCGAUCGCCCUAGGAAGUUGAUCAAGCUUAAGAUGAAGGUACCGGCGAAGGGUUCGCCGCCGCAGGGCUCGCCUCCGCAAGAGCCGCCGUCGCAGAUGUCGCCGUGGUGA
Molecule: messenger RNA, 4539 nt
Organism: Chaetomium strumarium
Lineage: Eukaryota; Fungi; Ascomycota; Sordariomycetes; Sordariales; Chaetomiaceae
Exons: 2
Coding region: 1-4539 (1512 amino acids)
Biological process (GO): transcription initiation at RNA polymerase II promoter
Cellular component (GO): transcription factor TFIID complex
Molecular function (GO): RNA polymerase II general transcription initiation factor activity; transcription cis-regulatory region binding; chromatin binding
Source: RefSeq, a predicted model, not a curated record